UUUCAUGCUCAUAUUUGGCGUCCUCUGGAAGCUUGAAGCCCAUUUCGCCUUAAAUCGUCGACGCGCCGCCUGGUCCUCGCCAGUUCCAGAUGGUAUCAACCGGGCGGCACGUAUCAGCAAAGACGAUACGGUCAUGCAACUAUCAACAAGUAGCUAUAUUCUUCAUUAUGUAGUGGGUAGAUAGCUACUUGUCAGGCCAACAUUAUAGUUUUCCCAGGACUGAGUUUACAAGCUUUUGCGCCGUUGGAGAAGGGAAGUCAACUUUUUGUUGCAAUAUUGCGAAACUGGCUUCUAAUUAGCGGGCAAGUCGAAAGUAGCGAAUAACAAUGUAAUUACAAACUGGACGAAACUAGAGACGUGUCCAUUAGGUUGGUGGGUUUGUAGUGCCUUUUGUGUUUCAAGGAGAACAAUGGUUUUGUUUUGAUGAAGAAAGACUGUAUACACAAGCUCUCAGAUUGCAGAAUAAUCUAAGGACAGUGUGCCAGGGGAGGAGAAGCUUGUGUGUUUAGAACUGAGCAGCUGAGCGCACAUUGCGCGGAGAGAUGUCAGCCCGCAGCAGUAGAUCUCACCGGUCACUGAGAGCCGUGACUGCGAUUUUCAUCCUGCUGUUUGUCAACAUUGUUGGAACAGCUGCAGAAGACGACGCUUUUAAUGCAGAGUCAUGGCUGAGAAUGUAUGGCUACCUGUCCCAGGCUAGCAGACAGAUGUCCACCAUGCAGUCAGCCCAGAUACUUUCCAGUGCCAUCAAGGACAUGCAGCGCUUCUAUGGCCUGGAGGUCACCGGACAAGUGGAUGUGGCCACUCUAAAAGCUAUGAAAAGACCUCGCUGUGGAGUACCCGAUCGUUUUGAGGAGUCAACCGAGGGAGGUUCACGUCGCAAGCGUUUUGCACUUACUGGCCACAAGUGGGAUCAGGAUAAGCUCACUUACAGCAUUCAGAACCACUCACCUAAAGUUGGCCAAGAGCUAACUCUCGAGGCUAUUCGCAGGGCCUUCAAUGUUUGGGAGAAGGUAAUGCCUCUGCGGUUUGAGGAGGUCCCGUACCAUGAGAUAAAGAAUGGAAGCAAAGGGCCUGACAUCAUACUAAUGUUUGCCUCUGGAUAUCAUGGUGAUAUGUCUCUGUUCGAUGGGGAAGGAGGCUCUCUGGCUCAUGCUUUUUUCCCUGGUCCCGGAAUGGGUGGAGACACACAUUUUGACAUAGACGAGCCGUGGACCCUAAACCAACGGGAUGGCUCAGGUGUUGACUUGUUUCUGGUGGCAGUUCAUGAGUUGGGCCAUGCUCUUGGGUUGGAGCAUUCCAAUGACCCAACUGCCAUCAUGGCGCCAUUCUACCAGUGGAUGGACACAGAAAGCUUCUCAUUGGCUGAGGAUGACAUAAAUGGCAUUCACCAGAUCUAUGGACCUCCAGAGAUUGUGACCACUCAGGCACUGCCUACCACAACCAUGUUUACAACCACUGCUGAGCCAGAGACCACCACCACGAUGGCCUAUCCGAGGAUAACCAAACCCUCACUGCAGCCCACUAAGCCCUGGGUGCCUCCAGUCGACCCAACCAGGAGGACCUACAGACCCCAGCCGACAGCACGCACGGAUCAGGACGCACCUGACAUCUGCGAGGGGAACUUUGACACGGUCACCGUACUGAGAGGAGAGAUGUUUGUGUUCAAGGGUCGUUGGUUCUGGAGGGUUCGGAGGAACAGGGUUCUGGAUAAUUACCCAAUGCCUAUCUCCUUCUUCUGGAUGGGGCUUCCUGAAGACAUAGAUGCUGCAUAUGAACGACAUGAUGGAAAAUUUGUAUUCUUUAAAGGAAGUAAAUACUGGCUUUUCAGAGAGGCAGAUGUGGAGCCUGGAUACCCGCAGGACUUGUUUCGUUACGGUCAAGGCAUGCCUGACAGAGUGGACACUGCAGUGUGGUGGGAACCAUCUGGUUUUACCUACUUCUUCAGAGGAGACAGAUAUUGGCGAUUUAGUGAAGAAUCCCGUGCCGUGGAUAAAGAUUACCCCAAACCAGUGAGCAUUUGGGGCGCCAUUCCUGGCUCCCUGAAAGGGGCCUUCCUCAGCGAUGAUGGAUUGUACACUUACUUCUACCAAGGCACCAAAUACUGGAGGUACGAUAACAAACUAAAAAAGGUAGAUGCUGGAUACCCCAGAUCUGUUUUAAACGAUUUCAUGGGCUGCCGGGUGCACUUUGACGCUGAUUCAGACACAGAAGUAAAGCCUGGCCACAGGUGGCCAGAGACUACAGACAAGAAUCAGAACCCUGAUGACUACAAAAAUGAUGAUGAUGAGGAUGUUGCUGUUGAGGACGAAGAUGAUGGAAAUAAUAAUAAUGAUGAAAAAGAGGAGAAAAAGGAGGUGGACGUUGUUCAAAGGGUGAAUGAAAAUGAACACAUUACGACCCUCAUCUUGGUGACAGUGCCUUUGGUCCUGGUGCUAUGCAUUUUGGGAGUGAUCUAUGUCAUUAUUACCACUCUUCAGAGAAAAGAGACACCCAAAGUGUUAGUUCACUGCAAAAGGUCCCUGCAGGAGUGGGUCUGAUGCUCACUAACAGAUAUUGGCUCUGUUCCAAAACAGAGUGAGCUUCCUUCCGAGACAGUAUUUUUAGGUAUUGCAUGCACACUCCCAACAUGAAGGCUGUUUGAGUUGGCCGCAGUGUUAUGCUGCCUUUUAAGAUGUCUCAUAUGGCCAAUAUUUAAGGUAGCAUUGCAUGCAUACUUGGUGGAAAACACAAUCCCAUUGCAACGAUCAGUCAGCAUGUAUACUUAGACAGACAGAUAUAGACUAUAGCUAGACUGUGCAAAAACCUGCUGUAGCUCGAGUCAUAAGAAAUGGCCAAUUAUAAAUAUAUUUCAAUAUCAAAAAGUAUCACUAAAAAUAGUUCAAUAUUAUUCAAAAUAGAGGAUUUUAUUUAAUAUUUGUGUGUGCCAUGUAUUUUUGUGCGAAUUAGAGUAUAACGUUGUUAGCUUAGCUACAUGCUAAUGCCAAUCCCAGUUGGAAUCAACUGUAAGCAUGCAACGUCCACACUAACCAAUUAAGUUUGAACCCUCCGUUUUCAGUUUCCUAAUGUCAUCGCUUUCCAAAGUAUGCGGUUUUGGAGAGCAAGUCUCCGUUUUCGGUUGAGGAAAACUGCAUUUUAAUGUGGAUGAGAGGCAUAAACAAUAUUUUUUCAAAAUUGUGGACUUAGUCUGUGUUGUGCAUGUAGUUGCUGUCUUUGAAGAAUGUUUCAAAUCAGUCUCUUGUGAAGUUCCAUUUCAGUAAGGAUGCUGCCUUAGAAGGAAGCUGCCUAUGUAGGCAGUAGACAGCAAGGAUGCUCACUAAGUUUUAAAAACAGAGCCACUUUUACUACCCUGUAGCUGAUAUUUAUGCACAUAUGUCUUCUACGAGACACACACCUUUGUCGUUUGAUUGUUUAUGGUGCUCAUCCAAUCAGAACCCUGUUCUGAACAGAGAAUUUGCACUUUUGAUAGAUGAUUAUGAUUUGUUAAGUGGUCAUUUUAUGUUGUGGUUCUUCUCUGUGAGUGAGUUUGUUGUAUGUUAUGUGUAUUUUCCUGUUGAGCCUAGACUUUUUGGUUGUACACUGUGGGAAACGCUGGAUGUAUUAAAAAAAAAAAGAAAUCUUAGAUCAGCAAAUUUCCGCACAUCUAUUAACCGGCCUCGUUAAUAGAGGAAACCGCGAACUCUGUGACAAUGUCUUGCGAAAGCACAGGGUUAAAAUAAAAGUCAGGCUUAAUUGUCUUGCACACAUUUAGAAGGGUUUACAGUCUCUUCCCCGUGGAGCCUGGCCUGGCUUGCAUUACACAGAUGUUGCUGAUUUUGUACUUUAUGAAGAGAAAAAAGAGGGGGAUGGGGGCUUUAGCCUGCCAGCAUUUCCUCUGCCUGAGUUCCAUUGAGCAUGCCAAAAAGGAUGAGGAGGAGGAGGAAUAAAAGUGAGGCGUGGCUGUACUGUCACCGUGACCUACAUAUAGUGUACAGUACCCCCCCCCCAAUUACUUUUUUCUUCCUCUGGGACUGUUUUUUCUUCCUCUGGGACUUUUCGUUGUUUUCCCUGCUGUACUACCAGCCACAGUCUCCCCCAGCCCUGGAGUCUUUGUUUAUGAAAGACAUUCCUAGCCUUGGGAUCCUGUCCAUCAGUGCCUUGGAAGGCUGUAUAUGUGCCUUAAUAAUGCAGACCAUCACGAAUGAACAGUGUUGGAAGUGUAUUUCUUUAUUUUUACUGAGCAUGAGCCCAGAGUCUGCAGGCUUUUUGUAGUAGUCACAAAAAUUUGAAAUUUGUGGUCUCACAAAUUUGAAAUUUGUGCAUUUUUAGCCAAAAAUGCAAAUGCCUUUAGUAUUUUAAACCUGUGUCAUUUUUGUAUUAUCUCUGUUAAAAUGAAUGUGUUUUUUAUUUUCCCUGCUGCAAAAACAGCUUAAAGGGAUAGUUCACCCAAAAAUGAAAAUUCUUUCAUAAUUUACUCACCCUCAUGCCAUCCCAGAUGUGUUUGACUUUCUUUCUUAUGCUGAACACAAACAAAGAUUUUUAGUAUCUCAGCUCUGUAGGUCCAUACAAUGCAAGUGAAUGGUGGCCAGAAAUUUAAGUCCUUUUUUUUUACUAUACAUUGUUCUCCCUGCCCAGUAGGUGGCGAUAUGCACAAAGUGCAAAUCACCAAAAACAAAGAAGAAGAAUGCAAAAGUGAAAGUGGAGAUUUAUAGUAAGAAAGGACUUAAAUAUUGAACUGUUUCUCACCCACACUUAUCAUAUCACUUCUGAAGAUAUGGAUUUAACCACUGGAGUCGUAUGGAAUACGUUUAUGCUGCCUUUAUAUGCUUUUUGGACCUUCAAAGUUCUGGCCACCAUUCACUUGCAUUGUAUGGCCCUACAGAGCUGAGAUAUUUUUCUAAAAAUCUUUGUUUGUGUUCAGCAGAAGAAAGUCAUACACGUCUGAGAUCACAUGAGGGUGAGUAAACAAUGAGAGAAUUUUCAUUUUGGGGUGAACUAUCCCUUUAAACAAUCCUAAGCUGGUUUGCUGGUCUCAGAGCCAGGUCAGGCCAAUCUUUUGGCUGGUUUUAUGGCACUUUUUGCUGGUCAGGCUGCGAGACCAUCUUAAACCAGCAACAACCAGCAAACCACUCCAGGUUUAGGUAUAAAAAAUGUUUUCAGCAGAUUUAGUUUAGACUUUUUGACAAACGAAGGCUUUGAGAGUAGAGAAACUCCCUCAAUUAAUUUCAUGUUUUUAUUUUGAUUUCAGACAUUUAUAUUGUUUUGUAUUAACAAUCGAGUAAAUCAUGCAGGGCAUGUAUCGCUUUCACAGAUAUUAUCUGGUAUGUAGCUUGUUCACAAUAAAAUGGAGUAUGCAGACGUAA
Myxocyprinus asiaticus (Chinese sucker) is the source of this 5339-nucleotide messenger RNA. RefSeq names its product matrix metallopeptidase 15a (gene mmp15a). The record is from RefSeq and is a predicted model, not a curated record. Gene Ontology annotation, cellular component: extracellular matrix. NCBI's taxonomy places the organism in Eukaryota, Metazoa, Chordata, Actinopteri, Cypriniformes, Catostomidae. Gene Ontology annotation, biological process: proteolysis; collagen catabolic process; extracellular matrix organization. Gene Ontology annotation, molecular function: zinc ion binding; metalloendopeptidase activity. The transcript has 10 exons. The coding region runs from base 543 to 2537 and encodes 664 amino acids.